AUGACCGCCCGCCCCGGAAUGGGUCGGCGCUUGGAGUGGCAAGGCUUCGAGCCCACCGCGGUGUCACCGAUGAAGAACGGCCAGGGCCACAUGUCCUCGGCGGCCAGCGACGCCAGCAGCUGCCAAAUGCCCAUGGCCUCGCCGAUGCAGAGGUUCAGAGACCGCCGGGAGAGCGGGAAGCAGGUGCCUGUGGAGGUGGAAACGGUGCGCCGGGGCAACUCCGACAGCUCCUUGCCCUCAUCUGCGGCACAGGAAGCCUUGAAGGACGAAAUGAACAAAGAGCCGGGCUUCGACUUGCAGAAGCAGAUCGUCGAGGAGGUGAACCGCGUCUUAGAGAACCGGCUGGCCGCCAAGGAGGAGACGGAAGCCUUGAAGAAGGAGCUCGAUAAGGCCCUGAACGAUCGGGAGAUCGAGGUGCACCAGGUGCAGCACCUCACGGAGCGGCUCAUCGAGAUGGAGCAGCGCCUGGAGCGCGAGGCGGACGCCCGCCGCAAGAUCCAGGCGAAGUUGGAUCAGGGAGUGCUCAUUGAGAGUGAGCUGCACCAAAAGGACAUGAAGAUCUCGGAGCUGGAGCGGAAGCUGAAGGCCAAGGUGGAGGAGGCCAGGAACCUCAAGGUGCGCCAGGAACGCUUGGAGAAGCAGGUGGAUGACACCAGGUCUUUGAAGGAGAAGGGUUCAAAGGACCGCGAGGCCUGGUUCCGGGAGCGCGAGGUUUUGGUGCAGGAGCGCCGGGACCUCGAGGAGAAGCUCUUCGCCGCGCAGACGCGGGCCAAGUCCCUGGAGCAGCGCUGCCAGGAGAGUUGGAAGAUACCUUGA
Effrenium voratum is the source of this 816-nucleotide messenger RNA. Lineage: Eukaryota; Dinophyceae; Suessiales; Symbiodiniaceae. The record is from the annotation of a GenBank genome assembly.